UGUUCUUUCUUGCAGUGCAGCGUUCGGUCUGGUCGCGUAGCGAAGCGUCCGUCGGUCAAGUGGUCGUUGAUUGCGUAGCUAUCGCUCUAUCUCUUUGCCCUGUCGUUCUUCUUCUCGCGCGGCUGUCAAUAAAGCUCUAGAGCAUACGUCAUCAUUGAGUAUCGGAGCGGCGGCGACCUCUCUUUGUUUUGUGCUUUUUUGCUUUUGACUUUUGCUCAGUUUUGUUUUGCUUCGCUCUUCUUUCGCUGUGAAACCCAACGCGUGCUAAAUAGGGAGAAACACCGAACAUGAACGUGAGCAGCGAAUUUGAUGUAUUCGAUGUGGUGGCCGGCGACAAUGGCCCCCAGCUGCAGGCCUUCCGCAGCAGCAACCCGUUCGAGGACUCCUAUGAGGCCCCAGCGAUGCCGAAAGAUGAUCGCCCGCAGGAUGCUGCCAACCAGUUGCCUUUGCAGCUGCUGCGGCGAGCCAGCGAAACAGUGACCGCCUGCAUUCUCACCGAUUUGGAGCCCGAAAAGGAGCAUCUGCUGGGGCCCAGCACGGAGCGUCCCCAGCCACCGCCACGCAGCCAUGGCCAGUCAUCGUUCAAGGGGCAGCAAAUCUCAGUGCCCGUCCUCCCAGAAGCUAAGCGCAGCAGACAGCAACAAAAGCAGCCGAAGGCUGACAACAUGACACAGGAGCAGGGCAGAAACGGCAACACUGCGCCACAGGACACACUGAGUGGCAACUCUGGCCCGCCGUUGCAUACGAAAUUAGACAUACAAAAAUUCCCGGAAGACUACAACAAAGCGCGGACGGAUGGAAAUGGAACGGGAGUGGGAGCGGGAGCGGGAGCAGGAGGCGAUGCCUCCGCCACACAAAACGCUGCAACAAUAAUUUUAACGCCGACAUCAUUAAAUUCAACAAAUACAACACAACAAAAUGUUGCCGGCAACAAUGGGGGAGCCCUGCCCGUGCCCGUACCCGUGCCCAUUCCCGGCGGAGGAGUCCAGAGCGAGGAGUACAAAGGACCCAAGUGGUGGCGUCACUUGGUGCUGCAUUGGUCCUUGAUUUCCGAGCAUGUCGCCCUGCUGGUCAUCUUUCUGGGCCUGUGGGCCAUGGCCUGGAUACUGCUGAGGGAAUUCUCAGCGCCCCAGACAGUCAUCAUGCGCAUAGCGUUCCUGUUUGUGGGCGCCCAGCUAUCCGGAAUCCUGGUGACCUUUGUCCACUUGCCCGACAUGCUGGGCAUGCUCUUCUUCGGCGUGCUCUACGCCAAUUUGGGGCUGGCAAAUUUCGAAGGCUAUCAGGGAUUCGAGCUGUUUCUGAGGGAAAUGGCCCUGAUCAAUAUCAUGCUCCUGGCCGGCCUCGGACUGGACGGGGAGGCGUUUAAGCGGCUGUGGCUUAUGAUUCUCCGCCUGACGCUGCUGCCGACGAUUGCCGAGGUGGCGGCCAUCGCCGGACUGGCCUACCUUACCCUCUCGAUGCCCUGGCUCUGGGGCAUUACCUUGGGCUUGGUCAUCACCGCCAUCUCCCCGAAUGUGGUGGUCACCGUUAUGCUUAAGCUGAAGGAGGAUCGCCUGGGCCUGAACAGCGGCAUACACACCCUCAUCUAUGCGAUGACCACAUGCAACGAUGUGGUGUCCAUCUUCAUGUUCGGCGUGAUAAUCAGCGUCAUCUUCUCCACAACCUCGCUCACACAGCAAGUGCUGCAGGGUCCCAUUGGCAUUGGAAUUGGACUCGUUUUCGGCUAUCUGUACGGCAUGAUGCUCCAGUUCUUGCCAUCUCGCAAUGCGACGUACGCAAAUGGCCUCCGCUUCGUUCUGACCAUCUUGGGCGGCACCAUCGCCGUGAUGGGCAGCCGCGUCAUUGGCUAUACGUCGGCCGGUGCCCUGGGAUGUGUGACGACUGCCUUUAUUGCGAGGAUUGGCUGGAGGCGGGAGGAGAGCAAGCUGACACCGCACCAACUGCAGGCCCAUCAGAUUGCCAGUGUCCCCAAGCGCCUGGAUCUACUGUGGAAGUUCCUCAAGCCCGUCUCGUUCGCACUCAUCGGCAAGGAAAUUAAUUUCAACGUGCUGCAGGGCCAUGUAAUCGGUUAUGGGGCAUUGCUGGUGCUGGUCGGAAGUUUGUUUCGCUUGGGUUUUGCAUAUUUAUCCACAUAUGGCGGAAAUCUGUCGAGAAAGGAACGUGCCUACAUUACAAUUUCCGGUUUUCCCAAAGCAACUGUCCAAGCGGCGCUGGGUCCCGUGGCCCUGGAUCUGGCACGUGCUGCCAGCGUGGCCAACGAAGCGCAGCUGGCCCUGGCGGGCAAUGUGCUCAUCAUCUCGGUGCUGGCGAUUAUAUUCACGGCGCCGCUGGGCGCCAUCCUCAUGCUGCGGCUAGCUCCGCACUGGCUCAAACAUGGCGAUGCCGUACAGGAGGCGGCCACCACUCCCACCUUGCCCGAGGCCCCCGCAAACGCAUACAAACGGACAUAAACGGAGCUGCUGCAAGACGCAACGAUCUUGCCCCGUGGAUGCCAUCAGGCUUAACCGGAACUCCGCCAGCUACAAGU
Molecule: messenger RNA, 2527 nt
Organism: Drosophila persimilis
Lineage: Eukaryota; Metazoa; Arthropoda; Insecta; Diptera; Drosophilidae
Gene: Nha2
Product: sodium/hydrogen exchanger 9B2
Exons: 11
Coding region: 288-2450 (720 amino acids)
Biological process (GO): proton transmembrane transport
Cellular component (GO): membrane
Molecular function (GO): antiporter activity
Source: RefSeq, a predicted model, not a curated record